CACGGCCAGAGCACAGAGAGAUAUCAGGUAUUGAUGUAACUGGAGUGAAAAAGGGAACCUUCUUAAUGAGCACAGACAUUGAACCCUGUUAUCAGCAUGAACUCAUAUGUGUUAGACAAACACGUCAAUAAUUCAUAUCUAUCCAUCACUACAGUCUUAGACACCAAUGACUAUUCACAAACAUUGGGGAUAUCACAGCAGAUAUUUAGAGAAGAUGGUGAAUUGACCGGAACUGGGCAGCAAUCACUAUGUACAGAGAGUAAUUUAGUCAUCAAACAAGAGGACAACAUUUAUGCCUUAUCUAGUGAAAUUAUUAUCCCUAAGGAUAAACCACACACAUUUACUGAGUUUUCAAAACAUAUUAAAAAAGGGAAAAGUCUACAGUCUAGCCAAAUUAUUCAUACAAAGGAGAAACCUUUCAAAUCUACAGAAUGUGAGAAAAGCUUUAGAUGGAAGUCUCAUCUACUAGAACACUACAAAAUUUACACAGGUGAGAAACCACACACUUGUACUGAGUGUGGCAAAUGUUUUACACAAAUGGAACAUCUGAAAACUCAUGAAAGUAGUCACAAAGGAGAAAAGUCAUUCACAUGUACAGAGUGUGGAAAAAGUUUUAAACAAAUAAGUAAUCUGAAAACUCAUGAAAGGAUUCACACAGGGGAAAAGCCAUUCACGUGUACAGAGUGUGGGAAAAGUUUUAUACAAAUGAGUGGUCUGAAAUAUCAUGAAAGGACUCACACAGGGGUAAAGUCGUUCACAUGUACAGAGUGUGGAAAAAGUUUUAUACAAAAGAGUCAUCUGAAAUAUCAUGAAAGGAUUCACACAGAAGAGCCUAUCGCAUGUACAGAGUGUGGAAAAAGUUUUACAGAAAAGUGUAAUCUGAAACAGCAUGAAAGGGUUCACACAGGAGAAAAGCCUUACACAUGUACAGAUUGUGGAAAAAGUUUUACAAAAAAGUGUAAUCUGAAACAGCAUGAGAGGAUUCACACAGGAGAAAAGCCUUUCACAUGUACAGAGUGUGGAAAAAGUUUUACACUAAAGAGUAGUCUGAAAUAUCAUGAAAGGAGUCACACAGGAGAAAAGCCUUUCACGUGUACAGAGUGUGGAAUAAGUUUUAUACAAUUGAGUAGUCUGAAAUAUCAUGAAAGGAUUCACACAGGAGAAAAGCCUUUCACAUGUACAGAGUGUGGAAAAAGUUUUACAGAAAAGUGUAAUCUGAAACAGCAUGAAAGGAUUCACACAGGAGAAAAGCCUUACACAUGUACAGAUUGUGGAAAAAGUUUUACAGAAAAGUGGAAUCUGAAACAGCAUGAAAGGAUUCACACAGGAGAAAAGCCUUUCACGUGUACAGAGUGUGGAAUAAGUUUUAUACAAUUGAGUAGUCUGAAAUAUCAUGAAAGGAUUCACACAGGAGAAAAGCCUUUCAUAUGUACAGAGUGUGGAAAAAGUUUUACACUAAAGAGUAGUCUGAAAUAUCAUGAAAGGAUUCACAAGGGAAGAAACCUUUCACAUGUUUAGAAAGUGGAAAAAAGGUUUUUAUUGAAAUCAGGUAUUACAAAACUACGCUAAAUAUUUACACACAAACGUUAUAAACGCAGUGUACAAACCUUUUUAUAGUUAUCCAAAAGAGGACAAACUCUAAAUGGAAGCAUCGAAAUGGAUCCUAUUGUAAAUAAUACUUUCUAAAUCCCAGUUAUAAAAGCCCCGGAUUGGAAGUGCUCUCCUGCUGUUCUUUGUUCCUCUAUAUAUGUGCACCUCAGUUUCUCUCAUAUCAAUGGGAUAGAAUCCAAACACCACACAGGAAUAUACAACUCUGUCCCCAUACUGACCAGUUUACAGAACCAUUCACCACCAAAGCACACCCAGUGUUGUUUAUUAAUAUGCCAGUGUUAGGAGUUGUACAUUUUGUUUUACAUAGGGGAGAAAAUAAUUACAUUUACAGAAUAAAGAGUCUUUAUAUGAAUAGAGUGUUAUAAAAUUAUAUAAACAAGAACAUCAGUCUCAAAUGAUUGACAUCUGGGAGAUAUAUUUAAUGUACACAUCAUGUGGAUAAACCUUUUCUUAUAGCAAUAGAUGCUUAGCAUUGUACAUUUUAUUUACCAGAGGAAUUACUGAGGGGAUUCUUGUGACGGAUACCCCGGCUACCCCGACUGGGCAGCUCUGCCAAAUGGGUCCUUCCUCUGCCUGGAACAGGCUGCUAUGUAGCCCAGGAAAGUGAUUUUAGCUGGAGCCCCCCCAAAUAACUAGACAUACUUGCAUUCAGGUGAAACAGGAACAGACUUUAUUGGAAAACACACACUCCUUUAUACACAAAGCUCAUCUUGAUAAUACACUGGACAAUCCCACAAUUUUCCCGCAAUUCCCGCCCCUCCAGACAGACCGGAGCCUCCAUAGCAGCCAUAGUCCCACAGAAUCCCAGGACCCAGUGGUGACGGUUUUAGUCCCCAGAUGCCACAGUCCAAAAGCCGCGUGAUUUGUUACUGGGGACUGGAGAUACAGCCCAUUGAAGUUAUGGGGGUAGGGGUGUCCAAAACUCCAGUUCCCAAAGGAGCUCCCCUCCAGCAAUUACCCCCACCUUUUGUCCUCCCCAUGGGCCACCAAUCCCCAAAAGAGCAGAGAUCUGAGGCACAUGGUUGCUGGAGCGACCAGGUGUAAAGUUAGUGGGUGUCCUGCUGUUCUGUGGCCGACCGGGAGUUCCAGGAGCCCAGCCAGUCUAGGAGGGUUUUCCUGGUCAUAUACCAGCUCUUCUCUUGACAAAUUUAGAACACAAAACAAGCAACCAAAAGCUUCCAGAGAUUGUGGUUGCUCUGAGGAGCCCAAAACCACUGAGAAACAACAGGGAUGAGGUUGUAGGGGGGUGGGGGGUAAUUGUUCAACCCCUGCAGCCCAUUAUCCAUGACAACUGCCCACUUUCAGUUCGGCAGAACUGGCUUGAUCCACACACGGGUCUGCCUGGGGAUGUCCGAGGAGUUUAUGCCACUUCAGUCCGCUGGGAAAGUCCAUCAGCAUUCCCAUUGCUCUUUCCCGGUCGGUACGGAAUGUCAAAAUUAAAUGGCUGCUGGGCUAGGCUCCACUUCAACAGUCUCCCGUUGUCCCCGGAAACUCGGUGGAGGCAUACAAGGGGAUUAUGGUCAGUGAGGACAGUGAAGGGUCUUCCAUAUAGGUAGGGCUGCAACUUCAUCAAAGCCCAUACCAGCGCCAGACACUCUUUCUCGACCGCUGCGUAGCCUACUUUCCGGGGUAGCAGUUUUCGACUGAUGUAGGCGACGGGGUGGUCCUGUCCUUCCUUGUCCGCCUAGCUUAGUAUGGCCCCCAACUUGAACAUAGAGGCAUCUGUGUGGAUAGAAAAGCAUUUGGCUGGCUUAGCGGCCAGUACUGGAGCAGAGAUUAAGGCAGACUUAAGACUCUGGAAGGAUUUUUCACACUCGGAGGACCACAGGACCUGUCGGGGAAGUCGUUUACGGGUCAGGUCAGUCAGUUUUGUCGAGGGUGCUGUAAUUGGGGAAAAACCUCCGGUAGUAGCCUGCAGUACCCAGAAAGGCAAGGACUUGGGUUUUGGUCCUGGGAGUGGGCCAGUUAGCCACUGCCUCAGCCUUGGCCGUUUCGGGUCGCUGCUUAUCGCAGCCGACUUGGUGGCCCAAGUAUUGAACCUCUGAGCGCCCAAUGUUUCACUUACCUGGCUUCAAGGUUAGGCCGGCAGUUUGAAGACGAUCUUAAGAUGAUGCCUAGGUGGACCAGAUGGUCUUACCAGGUCUCGCUAUAGAUGGCGAUGUCAUCCAGGUAUGCACCGGCACAGUCCUGGAGGCCAACAGGCAGUCUACCAUUCUUUGGCAAGUGGCUGGAGCGUUCUUCAUUCCAAACGGCAUCACUUUUAACUGGUAUAAGCCAAAAGGAGUGAUGAAGGCGGACUUGGGGAUGGAUUCAGGGUCGAGGGAGAUUUGACAAUAACCCUUGCAUAGGUUGAGGGUGGUCAGGAAGUGGCCCCGGGCGAUUCGAUCUAACAGGUCAUCUACUCGGGUCAUGGGAUAGGCGUCAAUGGUGGUUCUGUCAUUGAGUCUACGAUAGUCAAUGCAGAACUGGGUAGUUUCAUCCUUUUUGGGCACUAGCACUACCGGGUAGGCCCAGGGACUGUUGGACGGUUCAAUGACACCGAGGUCCAACAUUCCCUGGAGCUCCCGGUGCAUACUUUCCCUGAUGGCCUCUGGGAUCCUGUAGCCAGCCUGUAGCAGGGGAGUCUGGUCUGGGGUCUCCACCCGGUGGAUGGCUGUGGUGGUAAACCUAGGGACAGUAGAGAGCAUGUCCCUUCUCUGUUCCAGAAGUCGCCGGACCUGCCUUUUCUGUCCGGAUUCUAACCUGUUGUCUAGGGAUAUGUCAUCUACCCCCUGGGGGGCGUCGGUAGGUCCGGGAAGCUCCGGCAUUGGAAGACUUUAAGAGUCCUCCACUGCUGGCGCACAGAUAGCGGCCACAUCCCUGGGUCUUUCUAUGUAUGCCUUGAACAUGUUCACAUGAAAGGUCUGACGGAUCCUUUCAUCUGAACAGUUCGCUACCAUGUAUGUAGUGUUGUUAAGUUGUUCCACAACCUGGUAAGGUCCUUGCCAAAAGGCCUGUAGCUUGUCUGUUUUGACAGACUUCAGGGCAAGGACCUUCUGUCCCACUAUCAGGGUUCGGGUACGACAUUGCGAUCAUACCAUCGCUUCUGUUUGUGUUGAGAGGCUUGAAGGUUCUCGUGGACCUGGGCAGCCAGGUCCUGCAGCCGGUCCCUGAGCUAGAGUACGUACCCCAUGACAGAGUGCUCUUCACCCUCCUGUGGCUCCCUCCCAGUGGGCUCGUACCAAAUCUAGCGGGCCCCUAACCUUUUGACCCUACAGUAGCUCAAAAGGGGAAAAGCCUGUGGAUUCCUGAGGCACCUCUCAAUAUGCAUAGAGGAGGUGCGGCAGGAAUCUUUCCCAGUCCUUGAGAGUGGCCGAGAACAUCCAAAGCAGUUGCUUUAGGGUCCCAUUAAACCUCUCACAUAGCCCAUUGGUCUGGGGAUGGUAAGGGGUGCUGUGCAGGGAUUUAAACCCGCACAACUUCCAGAGUUGUUGAGUGAUUUCCCCAGUGAACUGUGUUCCCUGAUCGGAAACUACUUCCCAAGGGAAGCCUACCCUGGUGAAUAUCCGGAGCAUCGCAUCUGCUAUGGUCUCCGCCUGGAUAUUGGUCAAGGGGAUUGCCUCUGGGUACCGGGUUGCAUAGUCUACUACUGUAAGGAUGUAUUUCUUCCCUGAGGGGCUGGGCCAAGCUAAUGGCCCCACAAUGUCUACUGCAACUCGGCUAAAGGGUUCAUCAAUAAUUGGCAGAGGAUGGAGGGGGGCUUUCAUAUGGUCUCCCGUCUUUCCUACCUUCUGGCAAACCUCACAGGAUUUAAAGUAUUCCUUAAUAUCGGCUGUAAUGCCUGGACAUAAGAAGGUUUAAGUCAAGCAGUGGUGCGUCCUUUGCUUUCCUAAGUGGCUGGUUAAGGGAAUGUCAUGCCCUAUUUUCAGCAGGUUGUACCGAAACUUUUUCGGUACGACCAGCUGGCAUUUGGGCACCGGUCCUUUUCUACUCUUGGAGAUCCGGUACAGGAGCUCUCCCUCCCACUGGAACCCUUCGUCUCUGGGGUUCCGGGGCGUCAGCACCUACUCGGUCUCGGUAAGGGGCCAGGGUCGGGUCACUCAAGGUCUCUUUGGCGAAGUCGAAAGGAGUUGCCCAAGAGGUGGUGUCAGCAAGUUCGGCGUUAGUAGGGAUGGGCAGUUGGGGUAAGGUAGGAGUCGGGGCAGUGGGUCUUACCUGGGGCUCCAGAGUUGAUGAGGUGGCUUGGCAUCUGGCCUGCUGGCGGGUAGUCACUGGGCAGGUGUCCGGAGGGGUAUCCCCCACAAAGGUGGUGACAAGUUGGCCGAGGUCAUUUCCCAGCAGGACCUCAGCAGGGAUAUGUUGCAUAAACCCUACUUCUACAUUGUGGGAGUCAGUUUUCCAGUCCAAAUGGACCCAGGCUGUAGGGACCCUCAGAACAGCACCUCCCACUACCCCUACAGCAAGGGUCCACCCAGUGCGACCAGAGAGGCGAACGAAGUGAGGCUGAAUCAAAGAAACGGUGGCCCCAGUAUCCCUCAUUCCUUGAGCCACCUGCCCGUUGACCCAUACAUCUUGCCGAUGUUGCUGGCGGUUGUCUUGGUCCACUGAAUUGACGUGGUGCAAGACACCCACUUCUUCUUCUGGCCACUUAGCAUAAGAGUCAGAGCUCGCUGUAUGGGUACAAUGGGCAGCGGCCUGGUAGGUGCGGGCUUGAGGAGUUCCCCACUGAGUUGAGGCGGGGUUCCUUGGCGGAUGGGCUGGGGGGUUUCUUUGUCUUGUGGUGCAGUUCUGUACAAUAUGGCCGGGGGUGUCCACACCCAUAACACCCCCGGGGAUUGCUGCCUCCGGAUGGGUAGACAGAGGGCGACCGGGUCUGGUGCUGCCGAGAAGCUGUUGGGGGUCGAGCUGGGGCUGGAGUGGAGUGGGUUGCUGGCUGGAGGUCCUUGGCCACCUGGUGUCGGACAUCCACAUACUGAUCGGCCAGGGCGGUGGCUUGGUCAGCUGUUCUAGGUCCCUUGUCUUUUACCCAGUCCUUUAUCUCCGGUGGAGUGUGGUUAUAGAACUGCUCCAGGAGGAUGAGUUGAACAGCUUUGUCUAGGGUGGUGAUGUGGCACCCAGUAACCCAGGAGUUCAAGGACCGAGCUAAGCGGUGGGCAAACUCGGUAUAAGGCUGUUCCUUUUCCCUUUGUAGCCCCAUGAAUCUUAGCCGGUGAGCCUCCGGUGUGAGUCCAUACCGGGUAAGGAUGCACUCCUUCACCCGGUCAUAGUUGUCUUGAUCUCUGGAGGGAACAGUGUGGAAAGCCUCGAGGGCACUACUGGACAGUUUGCCAAUUAGGAUAGUAACCCUAUCGGCAUUGGUGACCCCAUACAUCUGGCACUGGGUCUCGAACAGCUGUAGGUAGCGGUCAAUAUCCUUGCUCUCAUCAUCCUGGAAGGCUCCGAAAGCCCCGUGAGGUAGUUGCUUGGGCCGGGAAGGGGGGUCCAGGGGAUCCAGCAUGACGCUCCCCCCUAGACUUCUGAAGCUCCAACAUGUGUAUCUUGGUAGCUUCAGUCACUAUCCGAGUAAUGAUCUCCUCGGGGGGGUUAAAUCCAUAGAGAGCCAGUUGCCACUGUAUCUGCCGCUCAAGGUCGGACCCUGUAGUCCCCUGAGUGGAGGCUGUACUGGGCCAUCCCCAGCUAUGGUCGCUGUCUGACCCACCAGCCUGCUCGCUAGCCCGAUCGUCCUCCAUCAGUUCAGCUAGGAGCACUGCCUUUGUCUUGUUGCCAGCGACUUUCUCUCUAGCCUGCAGCAAAGUUCUUAAUUCUUCCUUCCGGAGCCUGUGGUACUGCUCCAUCCGGCAAGAUCUUCUGUUGGUGGUUUGGACGUUCCAGGUAGACGGAAGCAUCCCACCACUGCCAACCAAUGUGACAGAUACCCUGGCCACCCCGACUGGGCAGCUCCACAAAACGGAUCCUUCCCCUGCCUGGAACAGUCUGCUAUGUAGCCCAGGAAAGUGAUUUAAGCUGAAGCCCACCCAAAUAACUAGACAUACUAGCAUUCAGGUGAAACAGGAACAGACUUUAUUGGAAAACACACUCCUUUUAUACACAAAGCUCAUCUUGAUAAUACACUGGACAAUCCCGCAAUUCCCUCCCCUCCAGACAGGCUGGCGCCUCCAAAGCAGCCAUAGUCCCACAGAAUCCCAGAACCCAGUGGUGACGGUUUUGGGGUGAUUCCGGGGGACCGGCGGCACUUCCAGGGUGUCAUUUAAAAGUGCUCGGUCCCCAGAUGCCACAAUCCACAAAGUGGCAUGAUUCGUUACUGGGGACCAGAGAUCCAGCCCGUUGAAUUUAUGGGAGUAGGGGUGUCUAAAACCCCCGGUUCCCAAAGGAGCUCCCCUCCGGCAAUUCCCCCACCCCUUGAACUCCCCAUGGGCCACCAAUCCCCAAAAGAGUGGAGCUCUGAGGCACAUGGUUGCUGGAGCAACCAGGGGUAAAGUUAGUGGGUGUCCUGCAGUUCUGUGGCCGACGGGAGUUUCAGGAGACCGGCCAGCCUGAGAGGGGUUAGGAGGGUGUCCAUUUUGAGGUGGCCGACUGGGAGUUCCAGGAGCCCGGCCAGCCUAGGAGGGUUUUCCUGGUCAUACACCAGCUCUUCUCUUGACAAGUUUAAAACACAAAACAAGCAACCAAAAGCUUCCAGAGAUUGUGGUUGCUCUGAGGAGCCCAAAACUACUGAGAAACAACAGGGGCGAGGUGGGGGGAGUUAAGGGUUCAAGCCCUGCAGCCCAGUAUCCGUGACAAUACUGAUUUUAUUUAAUGAGACACAAUAUCAGUAACUGGUACAUACGUGAUCAUAAUCAGUUUAAUUUAAAUGGCUACUAUAACCUACAUGUAUACUGGGUAUGUAAUAUGUGUGUCAUGUGAUCAUAAUCAGUUUAAUUUAAAUGGCUACUAUAACCUACAUGUAUACUGGGUAUGUAAUAUGUGUGUCAUGUGAUCAUAAUCGGUUUAAUUUAAAUGGCUACUAUAACCUUCAUGUAUACUGGGUAUAUAAUAUGUGUGUCAUGUGAUCAUAAUCAGUUUAAUUUAAAUGGCUACUAUAACCUACAUGUAUACUGGGUAUGUAAUAUGUGUGUCAUGUUCUGUAACUUGAUAUUAUGUUAGAUGUUUUCAUGUUAGUUAGAAGCCGCAAGAACUGAUAAUAGCACAUACUGUAUAUAUAAAGGGAACAUUAUAUGUCUGAUAAAUCCUUUUGUAUCAAGAGCACAAGUGUUAGGUAUAUUUAUACCAUUGUGUGCAUAUAUCAUGUAAUGCUGCUUUUUACUAUAUAAUGAUAUACAAUGUUUUUUCAUGCAAAUAAAAAGUGAUUGUAAUCCA
Messenger RNA from Bombina bombina (fire-bellied toad), 8946 nucleotides. Its product is annotated as gastrula zinc finger protein XlCGF26.1-like. Bases 97 to 1518 code for a protein of 473 amino acids. Gene Ontology annotation, biological process: regulation of transcription by RNA polymerase II. Lineage: Eukaryota; Metazoa; Chordata; Amphibia; Anura; Bombinatoridae. Gene Ontology annotation, molecular function: DNA-binding transcription activator activity, RNA polymerase II-specific; RNA polymerase II cis-regulatory region sequence-specific DNA binding. The transcript has 2 exons. Gene Ontology annotation, cellular component: nucleus. The record is from RefSeq and is a predicted model, not a curated record.